AAAAGUGAGAAGCAGCAGAGCAGGCAAGGUUGCGAGGACCAAAGCAAAGACUCGCGAGAGAAGCAGCGGGCAGCAGCAGCCGAGCUCGACUCCCCCUCCCACUCCACCACCGCCGCUUCAGAUUCCAGCGGCGAGAGGCCGAAAUCGAGGCGAGGCCACCGCUCGGCGCGCCCUCCCGCCUGCUUUCCUCCCGGCUCCAGCAGGCAGGCCAGCCUGCCAACCGAGCGGCGCACCAGCCAGCCGCCGUCUUCUUCUAGGCUGCAGCGGAGCGGAGAUCCACCCGGAGUCCCCACCGCUUCCUCCUUCUCCUGGUUCUACGAUAUUCAAUCAGAGCUGUUGGUACUGUCAGUUGCCCCUAUGUAUUGCCACCGUUCUUAAAACUCCAUAGUAGUUACUUGGAGAUCAGAUGCGACAAAUAUGCACACCAAAGGGGCUUCUUCAGAUGCCAUCAGAGUUAGCACAUCUAGUGCCCCUAGUACAUCAAGUCAUGGUUCUGCACAAGAUGACUAUGAUUCCUCAGGUGACGUGUACGUGUGGGGUGAAGUCAUUUGUGACAACACCGUAAGAGUUGGUUCUGACACGGUAAUCAGGUCAACUGGGAAGACCGAUGUUCUUCUGCCUAAGCCCUUGGAGUCCAAGUUAGUUCUUGACGUGUAUCAUGUGGAUUGUGGAGUCAAGCACGCUGCUCUGGUCACAAAAAAUGGGGAAGUGUUUACAUGGGGUGAAGAAUCUGGGGGCCGUCUUGGCCAUGGAUCAAGGGAAGACUCUGUUCAUCCUCGUCUAGUCGAGUCGUUAGCAAUUAGCAAUGUGGACAUCGUUGCCUGUGGGGAGUUCCACACUUGUGCGGUCACAACGGCUGGGGAACUGUACACCUGGGGCGAUGGAACACAUAAUAUUGGACUUCUAGGCAAUGGUACUGAUGUAAGCCAUUGGAUUCCUAAAAGGAUUUUAGGAGCGCUGGAUGGUCUUCAAGUUGCCUAUGUUUCUUGUGGGACCUGGCAUACAGCCUUGAUUACAUCAAGAGGCCAGCUAUUUACCUUCGGUGAUGGUACAUUUGGAGUCUUAGGACAUGGAAACCGUGAAAGUAUUUCGUGUCCAAGGGAGAUAGAGUCUUUAUCUGGGUUAAAAACAAUUGCUGUUGCAUGUGGUGCAUGGCACACUGCAGCGGUUGUAGAAGUUAUAGUGACCCAAUCCAGUUCAAGUAUAUCUUCUGGAAAACUCUUCACGUGGGGAGAUGGUGACAAACAUCGGCUUGGUCAUGGUGACAAGGAACCAAGACUUAAGCCUACGUGUGUGGCUUCACUUAUUGAUUACGAUUUCUACAGGAUAGCAUGUGGUCAUAGUCUCACUGUAGGCCUGACAACAUCUGGACAGGUUCUGAGCAUGGGUAAUACUGUUUAUGGUCAACUUGGGAAUCCCCGCUCAGAUGGCAAACUUCCAUGCUUAGUUGAAGAUAUUAUGAGUGAACAUGUUGUCCAAGUUGCCUGUGGUUCCUACCAUGUUGCAGUCUUAACAAAUAAGAGUGAGGUCUUUACAUGGGGGAAAGGGGCCAAUGGAAGAUUGGGCCAUGGAGAUAUAGAGGAUAGGAAAAUACCUACACUGGUCGAGGCGUUGAGAGACAGGGCUGUUAGGCACAUAGCUUGUGGCUCAAACUUCACUGCAGCUAUAUGCCAGCAUAAGUGGGUCUCAGGAGCUGAGCAGUCGCAGUGUGCUUCAUGCCGGCAGCCGUUUGGAUUCACCCGAAAGAGGCAUAACUGCCAUAAUUGUGGACUUGUCCAUUGUAAUGCAUGCACCUCGCGUAAAGCUCUGAGAGCUGCAUUGGCUCCUAAUCCUGCGAAACCAUACCGUGUUUGUGAUUCCUGUUUCAUGAAAUUGAACAGUGCGGCAUACUCCAGUGCAAUUAAUCAAAAUAAGAGGAAAGAGGCUGUUCCUCGCCACUCUGGUGAAAGCAACCCUGAUACUAAAUUGGCUAAAGCAAUUGUACCCAGCAAUUUGGAUAUGAUUAGAAGUUUGGAUAGCAAGGCAGCAAAACAAGGGAAGAAAACUGAUGCACUGUCAUUUCUUCGGAAUCCUCAAAUGACUUCACUUCUUCAGCUAAGAGAUAUUGCUUUAUCUGGUGGAAUUGAUCUGAACAAAUCAGUUCCAAGAGCAGUUCGCACAUCAGCAGUUCGAUCUUUGAACUCAUCUAGGGCCGUUUCCCCUUUCUCUCGCAAGCCUAGUCCACCACGUUCAACCACACCAGUCCCAACAACUCAUGGCCUUUCUAUUGCUAAAACUGCUGCUGACAGUCUUGCAAAAACUAACGAGAUGUUAAAUCAAGAGGUUGAAAGACUCCGUGCACAGGUUGAUAAUCUGAGGCACCGCUGUGAACUUCAAGAACUUGAGUUGCAGAAAUCAGCAAAGAAAGUACAAGAGGCCAUGACACUGGUUUCAGAGGAAUCUGCAAAGUCUAAAGCUGCUAAGGAAGUCAUAAAGUCCCUAACAGCACAGCUCAAGGAUAUGGCUGAAAGCCUACCUCCAGAUCAGGGAGCCUAUGAUGGCAGUGAAGCCAAACAAGUGCACGUUCCCAAUGGCAUCGAGAUGUAUGCUUCUAUUUACACUAGCAUGAAUGGUAUUCAUCAGCCACGAAAUGAGUCUGUCAGUGCUGUCAGCACACCGAGCCUGAAUAUGGGACGAGCGUUGCAUCCAAAUGGAAUCUCAAGUCAACAUAAAUCACCAGGAAGUAUUAGUGAAAAUAGCGAAGUGAGUGCUCACAGCCAUAGGGUUUCAGGCCCUCCCGACGCUGAAAAGUUGAAUAGAAGGGGACAUAUCAGUAGUGAUGAGAUGCUGAGUGCAAGCAGUAGAGCAGAUGAUAGCAGCAGCCAGGAUGGUAGGUCCCUUUUUAAUGGUGAGGAUGGCUACAAAUCUCGAAGCGUGGUAUCAAUUCCCAGCAACCAAGUCCAGGCUGAGUGGAUUGAGCAGUAUGAGCCAGGUGUAUACAUAACACUGACAACUCUUCGUGAUGGGACCCGAGAUCUAAAGCGCGUACGUUUCAGUCGAAGGCGGUUUGGGGAGCAUCAAGCAGAGAGCUGGUGGAAUGAGAACCGCGACAAGGUGUACGAGAAGUACAACAUCAUCCAGGCCGACGGCUUCUUCGGCCUCUACGCGGGCUACGCCGCCACGCUCCUCCGCAACCUCCCCGCCGGGGUGCUCAGUUACUCCUCCUUCGAGUACCUCAAGGCGUUCACCCUCAGGACUCGCGGCAAGGACAGACUCACGCCCGGGGAGAGCGUGCUCUGCGGGGCUCUGGCCGGGGCCAUAUCCGCCGCGCUCACCACCCCGCUGGACGUCGUCAAGACGCGCCUCAUGACAAGGGUCGGCACCGAGGGCAGCCGCACCGUGCUGGGCACCAUGAGGGGGGUCGUCGCCGAGGAGGGGCUCGUGGGCCUGUACCGUGGCAUUGGCCCCAGGGUGCUGCACAGCGCCUGCUUUGCGGCCAUAGGCUACUGCGCCUUCGAGACCGCAAGGCUUGCCAUUCUGCAGCUCUACCUUGAAGGCUGCCAGAGGAAGGCUGCAGCACAGCACAGCACAGCUCUACCGUGACAUGCUGCUGCCACUUGAUGAGUAUGCCCUGUUUUCCUUCAUUCCUUCCUUGAGGGAAGUUAUCAUUAUAACUGUUGCUGGUUCUCAGCCUGCUAGAUUGCUAGUUUUGGGGGUGUCAAGUUUUGUUUCCCUUGCUUGAAGUAGAUGAUCAGGCGUAUGCUGCAUUUCCCUUGCUUGAAGGCAUUUCCCUUAGCAUCAUCAAGAGUUGGUUGUAGAGUUGAAUGAACAAUAUCGGGCCAUAAGUUAAGAGCUAUAAUACCAGGCAGGCAAUUGACCAUUUCGUUACUC
Messenger RNA from Setaria italica (foxtail millet), 3870 nucleotides. RefSeq names its product PH, RCC1 and FYVE domains-containing protein 1. The record is from RefSeq and is a predicted model, not a curated record. Gene Ontology annotation, molecular function: S-adenosyl-L-methionine transmembrane transporter activity; metal ion binding. The transcript has 6 exons. Lineage: Eukaryota; Viridiplantae; Streptophyta; Magnoliopsida; Poales; Poaceae. The coding region runs from base 418 to 3582 and encodes 1054 amino acids. Gene Ontology annotation, cellular component: mitochondrial inner membrane.